GAGAGAGAGGAGGAGGAGGAGGAGGAGGAGGGAUGAGAGGAGACGAUAGACCUGCAAUGUGCCACUGCCUCUGGUCAGAGACAGCUGGAGAUUCGGAGAAGCAGCAUCACCGGCAGGAGACACAGCAUCUUGAAUUAAAAACACACAUCCAGCUGCAGAGGGAAAAUCCUGCCGACGGAUACCUGCGAUUGCAAGAGAGCAGAGAAGAAGAGAGGACUCGACGAAAGACUGUUCGGAAGCAGCUAUGCGGCCGCGGUCCAGACUCCUGUCCAAGAGACGACUCCUGCUGCCCACCAUCAGAGAAGGCACCGAGGAGACGGUGAGGGAUCGGAAUGAGGCCAACGCGCUUCACAUCACAUCCGUGUCCUCUGAGGACUACCUGCUCUCCAUCUGCCACCUGGCCCACCCCACCUUCCCCAGCAGGGACGCUUCCCCUGACAACACGCAGCACACGAGGCACUUGGAGGCCGGUCCCCAGAGGCUGAGGCGGAGGCACAGUGGGAAAACGUCCACCAGAUACGAGUUGAACCCGGAGGAGGAGGCGCAAGGCACGGAGGAGAAAGAACUGAGCGGCGAGCUGAUGUUUGGCAACUCGGACCCUCUCGAGUUUCUUUACGGACACCAGAGCCACCUCUCGGGCGGCGUGAGGAGGGCGUGCGCGGAGGGAGGCUUCACGAGGCAGCACGGGGGCGCGUGGGAGUGCCAGGCUCGCUCCAGGGCGCACAGCAUCCCGCGGGCCUCGAGUCCGGUCCCCCCACGCCAGCGCAAGAGCAGCUGCCCCGAGUUGCACCCCAGCACUGACACGUCGGCCCCGGGUAUCUCCACGACACGCAGCCCGUGCAGGUCGGAGGCCCCGAGGGGGAGCCCGGCGGAGAGAGGAGCAGGGGCCGAGAGGCAGAGACCCGCCGCCAAACAGUCCCUGAUCUCGCAGUGGAUCUCUGACUGCAGGUCCGCGUGGCGAGAGGCGCGCGUGCGGGUCUGCAUGCUGCCCGCAAUCGCUGAGAUAUAGUGGCACGCGCUGUGGAAGAAGACAUGUCCUCAGUAAAGUGUCCAGGUCUCUUUCUGUCUGUCUGUGCACGAGACAUUUGGCAUCGGGAGAGACAUGUAGACGUGUGUUAUGCAGAUUAUGGGAAACAAGUAAAUACACAUUUGAAAAACACACAGAGGCAAGUAAUGUUUGUCAUGUUGCCAUGACUGUAAUGUUACAUCGAUGUCACCAUUUGCUUUUUUCCAACCCUCUUACUCUUGAUAUAUGCUGUGGAUCAGACACAACAAACAAAUCUGCAAAGUCCUUUUAUACGUUUCUGUGUUUUGUGAACCGCACAUAAAUAAAUAAACGAAUAUUUUCGAUACUCCAAACUA
Molecule: messenger RNA, 1362 nt
Organism: Hippoglossus stenolepis (Pacific halibut)
Lineage: Eukaryota; Metazoa; Chordata; Actinopteri; Pleuronectiformes; Pleuronectidae
Exons: 2
Coding region: 245-1009 (254 amino acids)
Biological process (GO): regulation of autophagy
Cellular component (GO): mitochondrion
Source: RefSeq, a predicted model, not a curated record